AUGGAGGAUAUCAAGCGUGUAAUCAGUUUUGACAGCGUGGAGGAGUUCUGGGGGCUGUAUAACAACAUAAUACCGCCCUCUCAAUUGCCUCAAAAGGCAAAUUACUACCUCUUCAAGGAGGGGAUUAUCCCUGCUUGGGAGGACGAUGCCAACAAGAACGGUGGGAAGUGGAGCAUCCAGCUUCCCAAGGAGAAGCACCGGAGUGUUGUUGACAGAAUGUGGCUCUACACAAUGUUGGCCGCAAUCGGCGAGACGUUUGAUCCCACUUUGGUCAGGGAGAGCCCCGACAGCCCCGCGCCAGAGUCUCUUAUUACGGGUGUCAUCGUCUCUACACGACCGCAGUUCUAUCGUAUCUCGAUAUGGACGCGGCUCGCACCGUCCUCGCCAGAGGAUCAGCUCAAGACUCGGAUUGAGCAGAUCGGCAAGCACUUCAAAACGUCGGUCCUUGGCUACGCGGACGGUGCCAAGCUUGGUGGUCCUCUCGCGACGGAGGUCGAGUUCUUGUCACACAAGGACUCGGAGAAGAAGGGAAAGAGUGCGAAGAAGCUAAUCGCGUAA
Molecule: messenger RNA, 558 nt
Organism: Schizophyllum commune H4-8
Lineage: Eukaryota; Fungi; Basidiomycota; Agaricomycetes; Agaricales; Schizophyllaceae
Product: translation initiation factor eIF4e
Exons: 4
Coding region: 1-558 (185 amino acids)
Biological process (GO): translational initiation
Cellular component (GO): eukaryotic translation initiation factor 4F complex
Molecular function (GO): translation initiation factor activity; RNA 7-methylguanosine cap binding
Source: RefSeq, a predicted model, not a curated record